AUGGCUCUAGAUAGCAGUGAGUGCAGUCUACGCUAUAAUGGCAGUGAUAGUGACUCCCUAGUGGCUUACUACGAUAGUAGUGAUAGUGACUCCCUAGUGGCUCACUACGAUAGCAGUGAUAGUGACUCCCUAGUGGCUCACUACGAUAGCAGUGAGUGCAGUCUACGCUAUAAUGGCAGUGAUAGUGACUCCCUAGUGGCUCACUACGAUAGCAGUGAUAGUGACUCCCUAGUGGCUCACUACGAUAGCAGUGAUAGUGACUCCCUAGUGGCUCACUACGAUAGUAGUGAUAGUGACUCCCUAGUGGCUCACUACGAUAGCAGUGAUAGUGACUCCCUAGUGGCUCAGUACGAUAGCAGUGAUAGUGACUCCCUAGUGGCUCACUACGAUAGUAGUGAUAGUGACUCCCUAGUGGCUCACUACGAUAGCAGUGAGUGCAGUCUACGCUAUAAUGGCAGUGAUAGUGACUCCCUAGUGUCUCACUACGAUAGCAGUGAUAGUGUCUCCCUAGUGGCUCACUACGAUAGCAGUGAUAGUGACUCCCUAGUGGCUCACUACGAUAGCAGUGAGUGCAGUCUACGCUAUAAUGACAGUGAUAGUGACUCCCUAGUGGCUCACUACGAUAGUAGUGAUAGUGACUCCCUAGUGGCUCACUACGAUAGUAGUGAUAGUGACUCCCUAGUGGCUCACUACGAUAGUAGUGAUAGUGACUCCCUAGUGGCUCACUACGAUAGUAGUGAUAGUGACUCCCUAGUGGCUCACUACGAUAGCAGUGAUAGUGACUCCCUAGUGGCUCACUACGAUAGCAGUGAUAGUGACUCCCUAGUGGCUCACUACGAUAACAGUGAUAGUGACUCCCUAGUUGUUCACUACGAUAGUAGUGAUAGUGACUCCCUAGUGGCUCACUACGAUAGCAGUGAUAGUGACUCCCUAGUUGUUCACUACGAUAGUAGUGAUAGUGACUCCCUAGUGGCUCACUACGAUAGCAGUGAUAGUGACUCCCUAGUGGCUCACUACGAUGGCAGUGAUAGUGACUCCCUAGUGGCUCACUACGAUAGCAGUGAGUGCAGUCUACGCUAUAAUGGCAGUGAUAGUGACUCCCUAGUGUCUCACUACGAUAGCAGUGAUAGUGACUCCCUAGUGGCUCACUACGAUAGCAGUGAGUGCAGUCUAUGCUAUAAUGGCAGUGAUAGUGACUCCCUAGUGUCUCACUACGAUAGCAGUGAUAGUGACUCCCUAGUGUCUCACUACGAUAGCAGUGAUAGUGACUCCCUAGUGGCUCACUACGAUAGCAGUGAUAGUGACUCCCUAGUGGCUCACUACGAUAACAGUGAUAGUGACUCCCUAGUGGCUCACUACGAUAGCAGUGAUAGUGACUCCCUAGUGGCUCACUACGAUAGCAGUGAUAGUGACUCCCUAGUGGCUCACUACGAUAGCAGUGAUAGUGACUCCCUAGUGGCUCACUACGAUAGCAGUGAUAGUGACUCCCUAGUUGUUCACUACGAUAGUAGUGAUAGUGACUCCCUAGUGGCUCACUACGAUAGCAGUGAUGGUGACCUACACUUCAAUAUUAGUGAUGGUGACCUACACUACAAUAUUAGUGAUGGUGACCUACACUACAUUAUUAGUGAUGGUGACCUACAAUACUAUCGUGAGCCCAUCACUACAAUACUAGUGAUGGACUCACGAUAG
Procambarus clarkii (red swamp crayfish) is the source of this 1692-nucleotide messenger RNA. Lineage: Eukaryota; Metazoa; Arthropoda; Malacostraca; Decapoda; Cambaridae. The record is from RefSeq and is a predicted model, not a curated record.